AUGCAAAAGCUCAAGAAGGGCAUGGGAGAAGUGUGUGCGCAACAGGCCUUGGUGACUACGUUGGCUGGGGCACGGCCGUACUAUGUCGUCAUGGAGAUCUUCGCUGGAUGUGCGAGAUUGACGGCCAGGGGAUCAGUGCGUGAGGGGUGGCGAGCAAUGGAGCCGAUUGACAUCAUCUACGGCUAUGACCUGAAGAACCCGGUCACGCAGAAGCAGAUCCUGGACAGAAUCGGAGAUCUCAAGCCGGACUUGGUCACGCUCAGUCCUCGAUGUGGACCAUGGAGCCAGAUGCAACGCAUCAACCCCAACGUGGACAAGGUGAUGGAAGAUCGGCAGCAGGACAUUCCACUUUGGAGGUUCUGCCGCAAGGUAUGGGAUGAGCAAGACAAAAAUGGACGAUUAGUCCUGACGGAGAACCCAUACCAGUCGGCGGCGCUGACCAUGGACUUCAUGAUGGAGCGACCCAAUUUGCACAGAUCCAAGAUCCCCCAGUGCGCCUUCGGUUUGAAGGAUGCAGUGUCGGGAAAACCUCACCAGAAGUACACCGCCCUGGAUGUCAAUGAUGCUGGCAUGCGAGAAGCGCUGAUGGAGGGGGCUACAUGCAGGCACACCCCGGAGGAGCACCAACCGAUCGAGGGCAACGUCUUCUACAAUGGCAGAUGGCAGCGUCGAUCGGCUUUGGCAGCAAAGUGGCCUGAAGAACUUUGUGACCACAUUUUGCGUGCAGCCGAGAGCGCAUGGGAGAAAUGUGACCAGCAUGCACCCAAGAAGUUGACAGAAGGUCGUGAAGCUGGGGCAGCACACUACAUCCUGCCAGUGGAGCCGACACCUACCCCGGAGGGAGAAUUGAGAAGACAGCUGGAAAAGGCUGAUUGGAGAGGAGGCCAGUACGACUAUGUCUAUUUUGAUGGAGUUGCUCGACAAGGUCCCUACAAGAUGAGGCAAGCUUUGGCGCAUUUGCAUGUCGUGCUGGGGCAUCCUUCCAUGGAACGAUUGGUGCGGAUGCUCAUGAUCAGCGGGUGCAGCAACCAGGUGGUGGAGAUUGCCAAAGGGUUGAGAUGCCAGAUUUGUCAAGCAGUACGUCCUCCUGGAGCUGAACCGAAGGUCGCGGCUACGCGGCCGACCCGCUUUGGGGAAAGGGUGUUGUCUGACUCCUUUUUCGUGUGGGACGUCAAAGGCGAGAGGUUCAAUGUCACUCACAUGAUCGACGGCUUGACUGAGUAUCACAUGGGUUUGGUCAGCAAGCAGGUGGGGGCGGAUGUCACAACGGAGCUGCUGCAGAACAGAUGGUGCGCAGUGCUGGGCCCCCCCGAAGUCUUACAGACCGAUGGAGGGAAGGAAUAUGCAGAUGUGGUUCAGCGAGUUUCCAGACUGCUGGAUUUCCGGCAUGAAGUGGUUCCACCAGGGGCCAAAUGGCGUCAGGGUCAAGUAGAACGACAUGGCGCCAUUAUCAAGCUGAUGAUGAUGAGGGUGAUCUCGACGCAGCAGGCAGCCGGGUUGGAGGAGAUCAAGUUGGUGGCCGCGAGCUGCUUCAAUGCCAAGAACCGCUUGUGCAACAGAGCUGGCCUGUCACCGUUGCAAGCGGUCACGGGCAAGAACACAACAGUCCCCGUUUCGGUGAUGGAGCAGCUCUGCAGUGGUCAAGUGAGGUUUGCGAUGAACGAAGAACUUGAACUACGAGAUGCACUUCGUCGAGCAGAACGCAUUCGGGCAGCCGCCAUCGACAGCUACAACUGGAUUGACUCCAACCAAGUCAUCAGGGAAGGGCUGAACAGGCGAUCAAGGCCACCGAAGUUGGAGGGGAUCUUUGAGGGCACCACGGUGUAUGUGCAUGAGCCCCCACCCAAUCGUCGAGGCCAACAUCGGCGACUGCAAGACCAUUCCAGCUGGGAUGGUCCAGGCUUGGUGGUCUGCGUGGAGCGUCAACAGAACGUUCCCAAUCGAGUGUGGGUUCGCAUCAGAGGGAAGGUGCGAAGUUAUCCAUUGGAAAAGUUACGACUGGCCACCCCAGAUGAGAUGCUGGGAUCACAAUUCAGCGUGCAGAUCUUGGAGGAGAUGCAGGACGAGAUCAAGAAGGGCAAUCUGCGCCUUGAGGAAGAUCGCAAUCAGCCGGUGCGUGCAUUGCCUGCGGUGCCCAACACAUCGGCGAACAUGGAGGAGGUCGACAACGAGAUGUUGGAUGACACGCAGGUGCAAGAGCGCAUGCGCAGAGUGCGCAGAAUGGAGAUCAUGAAUGACGUCCCGGAUUCGAUCCGACAAGGUGCUUUGUCAAGUUCAAGCCAGAGCAGCAGAGUCCUUGUGAGAAAGCUGGACGCAAGUGAGAGAAGGGACCUCUUGAUGGAGGAUGAUGCAGAGAUGUCUGAAGAACCAGUGGCACCAGCUGAGGAAGUGGAACCCAGUCGUUUGAGGUUUCCUGAGAAGAAAGCGCUGUUUGAGAAAGGAAGGCGUGAAGGAGGGUUGCCGUCGACCUUGACUGAAGCGCGUGUGAGAAGUGGAAUGGGCCUGGCCAGCCGGCAGGUGAAGAACAUCAGGAAGCUCAUCAACAAGCAGCGAAGGGCACCAAUGACACCUCAAGCGCGCCAACAGAGAUCAGAAGAACAAUCAGUGGGCAGUCUGGUGAUGUUGGCAGAAGUGCUAGAACCGACUCCUCAUGAGGUCUUGUGGCAAGAGUCAUGCAAGGAACUGGAGGAGCAGGAAGCAUUCUGGAAUUCGCCUUUGGUGAAGAAGAAGGACCUGCAGAAGAUCAAUACCAAGAUCGAGGACAAGGUCUAUGAGCACCGAUCUGAUCUGGCAAGGGGGAAGAUCGUCACCGGCAAAGCCAGAUUGGAAUAUCAAUGGUCGCAGCUCAAUGACGAAUGGAAGAAGGCCUAUGAACAGCCUUUGGUCAAGGCUGUGAAGAUCUACUUCGACCAUGAUGCGCUGGCUGGUGUACCCAAGGACAAGGUGAUCAACCCAAAGAGGAUCCUUUCAACAAGGUUCGUGCUGACCAACAAAGGUGGGCCGGAGUUGAAGGAUGCGAUCUUGAAGGCCAGACUGAUUCUUGGAGGACACAUGGACCCCGACAUGGGCAAGUACGCCACGCUAGCACCCACGGCAGCGCUCCUGGCGCACAAUCUCAUCAACUGGAUUGCGGUGCAGAAGCAGUGGGUGGUAAACUAUGAGGACGUGUCCAGUGCCUUUCUGCAGGGCAAACCCUUGCCCAAAGAACGGGAAGUUUACAUCAGGUUGCCGAAGGGAUAUCCAGAGUGCGUGUGGAAGUUCAUCUUGGAGCAGCUGGGGGUCGAGUAUCGAGAAGACUUGCUGCAGUUGACGAAGGGCGGCUUCGGUCUUCCGGAAUCACCCAGACUGUGGUAUCUAUGCUACAGGGACACGCUCAAGGAAUGUGACAUGAAGGAGAUGGACAUCCUGCCGGGCGUGUUCGCAGCAUACCAUCCAGAUGGUGAAUUGCGAGCUUUGGCUUGCAUUCAUGUGGACGACACACGUUUUUGUGGAGAUGAGACAAGUCAGGAGAUCUGGGACAAGAUUCACCAGAAGCUCAAGUUUGGCGAACUGCGGCGUGCGACGCAAGGCUGGACGAAGUUUUGCGGAAGGUGGGAGAGGCAGAACCCGGAGACCCUUGAGUUUGAGUACGCCAUGGAGGAGUACGCCAAAGACAUUCAGAAGGUGAAGCUUCCCACCGGCAAUGCCAAGACUGCGAGCACUGCCAUGUCACCAGAGGAGAAGCUGCAGAUGUCAUCCAUCUUGGGUCAGCUGAAUUGGAUGGCGAGGCAGGGUCGCUAUGACCUAUCCUAUGGGGUGUCGCAUGUGCAACAGUUGGCAGCUCGAGAAGGUCGCGUUGCACUGGAAUGGCUGAACAAGGUGGUGUAUCGUGCCAAGCAGCCAGCGAUUCAAGUGGUGAAGAGGCUGAAGGACUGGCGAAACUACAUCAUUGUGUCGGCGAGCGACGCGGCCUAUGGAGCACAGCCUGGGGGAUACAGUCAGGGAGGCCUGGUGAUUUGCAUCGCCGAAAAGGGCAUCUUGGACGGUGAGGCGAACCUGGCUGUGGUGGAGGCGGCAAGCAUGAAGAUCCAACGAGUGGUCAGAUGCUCGAUGAGCGCAGAGGUCUCCAUGGCAGCAACGGCAUAUGAACAUGGAGAUUUUGUACGAGCUGCACUGGCAGAAGUUCUCAACAGAGACUUCGAUCUUCCGGAAUGGAAGGUAUGGGCCAGUGCACGUGAGCACUACCUGGUCAUUGACUCCAAGACUGGCCCAGGACAGGCAUCGGGGCCGAGGCAACAAUACAAUGACCAGCUACCGGCAGAUUCUUUGCAGAGGAUCCGAGUGGGAGAUGCUGUGGCCAAGGCCGAGCUUUUUGCUGUGGCUGCGAAGCAGUGCCAAGUUGGGGCCGCAGAAAGAGGCUGGUCGUAUUUGACGACUCAACUAGGCACACUAGGUUUCAGUUGUUGGUUGCUCUCGGGCUACGGCACUGCAUCUUUGCCAGUGUGGUACUUUGGCUUUUCGGCUGCUGUGGCGUACAAACUAGUGAGGUGUUGCCACGAUGAGUCAGUGCCUGGUGGAGUGCCUCACUGCUACCGGCCCGUGGAGGAAGAGCUUCCCAAAGUGGUGGAGCAGGCUUGGGCAGCAAGCUAUGCCUUCGCGCUGAAGACCGUGGAUCAAUGGAAGUCCUUCAGCCAGGAAAUCAUAGCCGCAUCAUCUGGACAGAAGAAGGACAAGAAGAGAAAGAAGAAGGUAUCCAACCUGACAGCCUCGCGGCAAACAGAGACCAGUGAGUGCUGCGGAUUCAACACCGGUGCCAUUCGGCAACAAGCCGUGCCUCCAGAGCUGUAUCCUAUCUUGUUGAAGCUGCUGAGUCCGAAUCCGUCUGAGAGGCUCACGAUUGCGGUGCGAGCCAUUCGCUUCUUGGAGCAGCUCAACGAGAAGGAUGAGACGCAGCGGGUGACCUUUCUUCGAGGUCUUCCGAAGCUACUCCAGGAGCUGGCUGUGAUUUCCGUUGACGUGGACACCAAAAGCCCCUUGUGCAGUCAACGAGUGAUGAGGGUCUUGCCCAGGCUUUGCGGCCCGGCACCCAAAGACAGGGCGCUUUUCUUUGUCUGGCAACGGCAAGCGGCGGAGGUCUUCCGCCAGGGUCAGCAGCAGCUGAGGAAAGCGCAGGCUUCGGUGGGCGAACAAGCAGUUGCUGAAUAUGAAGCCUGUGCUCAGCUCUUUUCAGAGGCCAUUUCACUUCGUGCCAACCAUGCUCAGUACUAUCAAGCUCGAGGUCGAUGUUUCCUCGCCUUGCAACAGUAUGCGCGGGCGCUGGCCGACUUCGGCAUGUGCUGCCGCUUGGACGAACACACGGCCAGACACUUCGGGCACCGCGGCCUUUGUUUUCGCCGCCUGGGGCGUGUGGAGGAAGCACUGCGCGACUAUGAUGAAGCACUUCGUCUGGAGAGGGCGAAAGCCGAAAAAGAUCCCUCCGAAACUCAUCAGCGCCAGGCUGCAGAGUAUUACUUUGAACGAGCGUUGGUUCACAUCGAUCUGGAGCAGUAUGAGAAAGCCAUCGAAGGCUUCACUCAGGCACUUGAGAAGCGUCUGGCCACUCCAUACAAGGCCUUCUUCCACCGUGGUAUUUGCUACCGGAGAGUUGGUCUCAUUUCGGAAUCCAUCCAGAACCUGAAGGAAGCCAUUAAUUUGGACACAACAAGCGCAGAAGCUCACAACCAUUUGGGCCUGUCACACAUCAAAGAGCAACACUUCGAAGAAGCUCGAAAUUGCUUUGCCAAUGCUGUUGAGCUGGAUCCUUGCUCAAGGUAUUUGAACAACCGCGGUCUGGCUUGCUACCACCUUGAGAAGUACACUGAAGCAGCGGAAGAUUUUACUGCAGCUCUGGAGGCUGAGCCUGGGAAUGCCUCAGUGCUCUUCAACCGUGGCAACGCGUCCUUCCAACUGGGCUGCCACCGGGAUGCCUUGGCGGAUUAUGCUGAAGCCAUUCGCCUGGAACCGGAGAAUGCCACCUACCUCCAUCACAAGGGCCUGGCUUACCAGGGCUGUGGAGAAGUGCGUGAGGCCAUUGCCUGCUACGAGGAGGCGCCGGCGCUGUCAGCUCACGGCUCAAAAAUCACCGAAAAGCCCUUCGCCGAGAUGCAGGGCAUCAUCCGUCAAGGUUCCAUCUUGGCAUCAUGUACCAUGCAGAUGGGCAGUAUGAUCGUGCCACUCCCAGAAGCAUGGACACAUGGAUGCGUCUGA
Molecule: messenger RNA, 6225 nt
Organism: Cladocopium goreaui
Lineage: Eukaryota; Dinophyceae; Suessiales; Symbiodiniaceae
Source: the annotation of a GenBank genome assembly